Oncorhynchus nerka (sockeye salmon) is the source of this 2293-nucleotide messenger RNA. RefSeq names its product X-linked Kx blood group (McLeod syndrome) (gene xk). Lineage: Eukaryota; Metazoa; Chordata; Actinopteri; Salmoniformes; Salmonidae. Bases 110 to 1543 code for a protein of 477 amino acids. Gene Ontology annotation, cellular component: membrane. The record is from RefSeq and is a predicted model, not a curated record. The transcript is spliced from 3 exons.
CACAGCAAGCGCUCGACAGGAGAGCAUCUCCCUCACGGAGUCGGCUCUCGGUUAAUGCACGAUGGUAGGGAAGAGCGGCCCGCCUUCCCCGAUGGCUGAGUGAGUGAGGAUGCGACUCCCCAGCUCCAUAUUUGUUUCGGUGUCUCUGUUCACGGCUGAGACCACGGCAGCCCUCUACCUCAGCUCCACAUACCGCUCCGACGGCGACCAGAUCUGGCAAGGGCUCACCCUCCUCUUCACCCUAGUAACGUCGGUGCUCGUGCAGCUGACGCUCACCUUCAUUCACCGGGACCUUAGCAGGGACCGACCGCUUGUUCUGCUGCUUCACAUCCUGCAGCUCGGACCCAUCGUGAGGUGUCUGGAGGCGUUCUGUAUCUACGGCAGUGUGGGCCGGGUAGAGGAGCCGUAUGUCAGCAUCACACGGAAGCGCCAGAUGCCCAGGGGGGGCCAGUCUGAGGAGGUGGAGAGACAGGUGGGGCAGGCAGAGGGCAAGCUGUUCACCCACCGUGCCGCCUUUGCCCGCACCUCUGUCAUCCAGGCCUUCCUGGGCUCCGCCCCCCAGCUCACCCUGCAGCUCUACAUUUGUGUCCUGCAACAGGGGGUGUCCAUCGGCAGAGGCACCCUCAUGGUGAUCUCCCUGCUGUCCAUCGUAUAUGGUGCCCUGCGCUGCAACAUUCUGGCCAUCAAGAUCAAGUACGACGACUAUGAGGUGGACGUGCGUCCCGCCGCCUACCUCUGCAUAUUCCUGUGGCGCAGCUUCGAGAUCGCCACGCGCGUCACCGUCCUGGUCCUCUUCAGCUCCGUACUGCAGCUCUGGAUCCUCCCUGUGGUUCUGCUCAACUUCUUCCUCUUCUUCCUCUACCCGUGGGUGCUGUUUUGGCAGAGCCACUCGCCCUUCCCAGAGAACAUCGAGAAGACGCUAACCCGGGUGGGCACCACCAUCGUCCUCUGUCUCCUCACGUUCCUCUACGCAGGCAUCAACAUGUUCUGCUGGUCGGCGGUGCAGCUGAAGCUCAACGACCCAGACCUGAUCAACAAGUCCCAGAACUGGUACCGCAUGGCCGUGUACUACAUGCUGAGGUUCGUGGAGAACGCCUCUCUGCUUUUGCUGUGGUACAUCUACAAGACAGACUUCUAUAGGUUCAUCUGUGCUCCGUUGUUAGUGCUGCAGCUGCUGGUGGCCUACGCUAUGGCCAUCUUCUUCAUGCUGGUGUUCUAUCAGUUCUGCCACCCCUGUAGGAAGCUCUUCUCCUCCAAUAUGACCCAAGGCCUGUGGGACUGCUCCGCCCUGCUCUGUUUAGUCUGCUACGCUCCUGACAGGGACGCCGUCAGGCCAAUAGAGAAGGCUGGUCUGGACCCUCUGGCCCCCGACCCCACCCCCCACACGGAGACAGCCAAUGACACGUCAUAUGAUGUGGCCAAUGACACUGCAUACACCAUGCCCAAUGAUACAAUGACCUAUGACAUGCCCAAUGACACGACUCAUGAAGUGUUGAGCGAGAUGAACGGCGACGUAAGCCACAGUCUGUCCAGCAACACUUAAAGAGCUGUGAUUGGUUGUGUGUAGGGUAGGGCUGCACGAUAUGGGCAAAAACUCCAAUUGUGAUUUUUGGACCAAAUAUUGUGAUUGUGAUUUGACUUGCGAUAUAGAUACAAAACCUUUGGCUGAACUGUUGGAAUCGUUGAAAUAGAAUGACUUAUAUUAAGAAACAAAGUGGAAAGUAGCGUUGGCCUUGUUUGGAACUGUUGACUGCAUUUGACCUAACAGAACAGCAUGCAAAUGUAUAGUGGGAAGCAGUCGCAAUAGUAGAGGGAGAGAGAUGACAAACAGAGGCAACUAUAAAAACGGACAAUACACACAGCUUAGUGCCGUUUCAAAAUAUUGCAUGCGAUAUGGAUCUCUUGCGAUAAGGCUUUUGCAAAUGUCAAUAUUGUGAUUUGAUGUGAAUUCUAUUAAUUCUGCAGCCCUAGUAUAGGGUCAGGAGUGUUCCUAAACUUGUGACUGAACCAGGAAGAGGCUUUCCUGUUCAGGUCAUGUGGUCUGGAAAUACUCCUGGUCCUAGUUAUGUGCCAUUCAGAGGAAGGUGGACACAGAGCAACAUUUGCUGUACUGUCUCCUUCUGUAAGUGCCAUAUGAACCCCUCUGUCCUACCUGUCAGUUUACACUGAACUAGGGUUGCAAAAUUCUGGGAACUUUUCAAAAAUUCCCUGGUUUUCCAGGAAUUCUGGUUGGAGGAUUCCCCUAUUUCCGGUUUAUUUCCUCGUAAUUCCAGGAAUCUUCCAACCAGGAUUU